This is a messenger RNA of Aphanomyces astaci, 324 nucleotides long. RefSeq lists its product as hypothetical. The record is from RefSeq and is a predicted model, not a curated record. The transcript is spliced from 2 exons. Lineage: Eukaryota; Oomycota; Saprolegniomycetes; Saprolegniales; Verrucalvaceae. The coding region runs from base 1 to 324 and encodes 107 amino acids.
AUGGAUUACCAAGCCCAGUACACGUUGCAAAUAGAUGGCCCUGGACAGCGCGGAUGCUUUCGGUCGUCUGCGAAUCGAACGAGAACCUACAAGGUACUCCUCAACGAUUGCAAGAGCAUUCGACUGCACCAAGCCGAAGCGACAGCACUGCUUGCUGGCGCACCGCCGCUCCCACCACUCACGCUCAACGCCCACGCACAACUAGAUCCGGAGCUCACCGAGUGGCUCGCGGACAACCGCUCGACGGACGAGGUGAUCGCAAAGUCCAUCCGCAACCACGUCGAUGAAUUGAUCAAGUUGGAGAAGACGGCCAUUACGCGCUGA